Molecule: messenger RNA, 2045 nt
Organism: Habropoda laboriosa
Lineage: Eukaryota; Metazoa; Arthropoda; Insecta; Hymenoptera; Apidae
Gene: magu
Product: SPARC-related modular calcium-binding protein 2
Exons: 9
Coding region: 378-1964 (528 amino acids)
Biological process (GO): extracellular matrix organization
Cellular component (GO): basement membrane
Molecular function (GO): extracellular matrix binding; protein binding; calcium ion binding
Source: RefSeq, a predicted model, not a curated record
CAGUUGCCACGGCUGGACAUACAUUUGCGUCCUUUCUAUUGGUGGUCUUCGUUUGCAUGCGUUUUACCCCUCCACGGGGGAUAUCUCAUGGUUCACUUGAAAGGGUAAUCAGAGCGAUCGACGAGGUAAGAAGGUCGAAGUAGAAGAGAAGUGGCGAGAAACAGUAAAAAGGAAAACUCGGCGCGAGUAAAUUUCGAAGGAAACGAGAUCGACGACCACGAGACCACGAGAGAAAGAGGAGGAGGAGAGAUCAUGAAAAGGAGGAUGCCAUGUGCCAGGAACAGUGAGUGCGUGUGAGUGGCGUGCGUGUACGUGCGUGUCGGACCAGUGGCUUCGGUCCUUCGACCCUCGAGGACGUACCACCAGCCGAGGACACGAUGAUGAUCCCGAUGAUACGCACUGCCAUCCUCCUGUCCGUCUUCGUUCAUCUCGAUGCCGCCGCGAAUACCAUCACCAUGGCUAAGGAGGAGUGCAGGAAAAGGAUAGCUGAGUGUACAAUGAGUGACGGUGCAAGCACACCGGUAUGUGGGAGCGACGGUGUUACGUAUUCGAGUCAGUGUCGGGUCAUCUCGAAGCAGUGUCAAGGCAUGUCUAUUCUUAUCAAACACACUGGCCCUUGUCCAGAGACACCGGCGUGCUUCUCCGCAAGACUGACCGCCAGGCCGGGUGCACGACCAGUCUGUCGUCCGGAUGGCACUUACAAACCGGUGCAAUGUCACGAGGAAACCGGGUACUGUUGGUGCGUGACGCCGCAGGGCAGACCGCUGCCCGACACCUCGGUAAGACACCAAAGACCAAGAUGUUUGAAACCUGGUCCCAGAUCUGCUGCUUCCACCAGGAGCGGCCAAAGGAGGCGCUCGCCGAACUGGAAGCAGCGAAGGCAGUACAACAGCAAGCACAGGAAUACGUGUGAUCGAGCUGAGAAAUCCAAGUUCAACGGGAACCUGAUCGAAAACUUCAAGAUCGAAUACAGGCGGACGAAUAUCUCGGCAGACGGUGACAAAAACGUGGAACGAGUAUUGUCGUGGAAAUUUCUAACGCUCGACAAGAACGGGGAUGGCUACCUGGACAGGGCAGAGUACAAGGAGCUGAGAAGGCUCGCGAAGAAGGCGGUAAGGCCGAAGAAAUGUGCUCGCACGUUUGCCCGCACGUGCGACCUAAAUCGGGAUUUGAAACUCUCCAGGCAAGAAUGGGGUGCCUGCCUUGCGAACGACUUCACUCUGUUGAAAGGCAAUCCUGCCCCUGCGCAUUCUCGACCAUCAUUCAACGAUGAUCCUAUCGAUACGAAAGAAGAUAGCGAUGCAAACGAUUGUUUAACGGAUAGACGAUCCGUAUUAGAGGACGAGAGGCAACUUUCUCAGGAGAAAUUUUACGUACCUGAAUGCACACCCGAUGGAAGGUACCACCGAGUGCAGUGUUAUUCUGGUUAUUGUUGGUGUGUAUACCAAGAUACUGGUAAACCAAUUCCUGGAACAUCUUCGAAGGAUCGCACUCCAAAUUGUAAUCCAGUACCUACUCCUAGCAGACCUAUGAAAGGUUGUCCCGAACAAAAGAAACAAUUGUUUCUACGAGAUUUAAUGGACCUCUUGCAGAAAAAGAUGAAAGCUUCCGGUACGGAAUCAGAUGAGACGACAGCUAAGUGGCAAGCUUCUAAAGAAGAACAAAUAGCGACCUGGCAUUUUGUCAUGCUCGAUAAAAAUAAAAAUAAGGUUCUGGAAAGAAAAGAAUGGAAAAGUUUCCGCACAAUGAUAGCAAAUAACAGGCAGCUUCAAAGAUGCGGCAAGAGACUUCCUAGAUACUGUGAUAUCAACAAUGACAGAAAGAUCAGCAUGACAGAAUGGUUCAGUUGUCUAAAUGCCCAACGCCCUACGACGUCCGAGAGCACGGAGAAAUCAUCGACAAGUAAGCCGAGGAGGAUGGGUCCGAAUCCAUUGGAUCAAUUUCUUAAGAACGACGAUGAUUAAAGAGUGUAUGUGAUAUGAAUGUGUGUUCGCCAUUUCAUCAAUACGUUACAGUGAUCAUUCAUCUAACACGCAGACCAUAAA